AUGGGCGGCCAAACCGACACACAAAAGAAGCCCCAGAGCUCCUAUCCAGCGCAGGCGCCGAGGCCCGUUGGUCAGUGGAUCUCCAACAUCUACAAGGAGCGACUCCGUCAAUUCACCUCCGGAGGACAGUAUGAGAAACAGAAUCUGAGUGCGAUGAUGUUCGAGGGCGUCGCCAAGGGCGACCCACAUGUCAAGCUCUCUGUCUGGGAUGCGCCAGACCUGUCCAGACCGACUUUCAAAGAAGCCGUUUCCAACGAGUUCAAGCACACCCAAGUUGGUUCCUGGUUCGGCCCAUCAUGGUCGACCCAUUGGUUCAAGGUCAUCCUAGCAGUCCCCUCAGAGCUACGCGGGAAGGAAAUCAUCGAGCUCCACUGGGACGCCAGUAAUGAGGGUAUGGUUUGGUCGGAAGCCGGCAAUCCCUUGCAGGGCCUCACUGGUGGCGGGGAGCGCAUCGAAUGGAUCCUCCCCGAUUCGUUCCGGGAUGGCAAGGAGCACACCAUAUACAUCGAGAUGGCCUGUAACGGCAUGUUUGGUAAUGCUCCCGGCGGAGACUCGAUCCAGCCCCCGGAUCCCAACAAGUAUUUCCAGCUCAGGAAAGCCGAGAUCGUGGCAGUCAACCCCGAUGCCCGACAGCUCUCCAUAGAUUUCUGGAUCAUUGGCGAUGCCGCGAGAGAAUUCCCUCGAGACUCAUGGGAGCAGCACAAGGCCCUGAAAGUUGCGACUGACAUCAUCGAUGCCUUCGAGCUCGGAAACAAACAGUCACUCAAGAGAUGCCGCGAGAUUGCCCAGGAAUAUCUUGGGCCGAAUGUCGACUCGGCUAAGGUGUACGAUAGCGGCAGGGAGCCGCUAGUCUACGGCAUUGGCCACUGCCACAUCGACAGCUGCUGGCUAUGGCCGUGGGCGGAGACCAAGCGGAAGGUUGCCAGAUCUUGGUCUAACCAGUGCGACCUCAUGGAUCGCUAUCCCGAGCUCAACUUUGCGUGCUCGCAGGCCCAACAGUACAAGUGGCUGAAGCAGGACUACCCCUACGUUUUCGACCGAGUCAAGGAGAAGGUCAAGCAGGGCCGGUUCAACCCCAUCGGGGGCAGCUGGGUUGAGCACGACACCAACAUGCCCAGCGGCGAGUCGCUUAUCCGCCAGUUCUUGUAUGGCCAGCGCUUCUUCGAGAGCAAUUUCGGUGACCGCUGCCAAACAUUCUGGCUUCCGGAUACGUUUGGAUACUCCAGCCAGAUCCCACAGAUCUGCCGCCUGGCUGGCAUGGACCGAUUCCUUACUCAGAAACUCAGCUGGAACAACAUUAACAAGUUCCCGCACACCACCUUCAACUGGGUCGCCCUGGACGGUAGCCAGGUGAUAUGUCAUAUGCCACCCGCCGAAACCUACACGGCCGAGGCUCACUUUGGCGAUGUCAAGCGAAGCCUCCAACAGCACAAGUCCCUGGACCAGGACUCGACAUCGUUGCUAGUCUUCGGCAAGGGUGACGGCGGCGGCGGUCCCACCUGGCAACAUGUUGAGAAGCUCCGCCGGUGCCGCGGUAUCAGUGACCAAGUCGGUCUGUUGCCGAGGGUGCAUCUGGGUAACUCGGUCGACGAUUUCUUCGACAAACUCGAGCGCAAGGCGGAUUCUUUCGUGACUUGGUACGGCGAGCUGUACUUUGAGCUUCAUCGAGGCACAUACACCACCCAGGCCAACAACAAGCGGUUCAAUCGGCAGGCGGAGUUCCUCCUGCGUGACCUCGAGCUCCUGGCAACCAUUGCAAGUCUCAAGAGUGCGUCCUACAAAUAUCCCAAGAAGGAGAUCGACGACAUGUGGGAGGCCACACUCCUGUGCCAGUUCCAUGAUUGCCUCCCUGGUAGCUCCAUCGAGAUGUGCUACGACGACUCGGAUGAACUCUACGCCGAAGUCUUCAAAACCGGGGAGUCCCUCUUGAAGGACAUCUACAAAGUAUUUGGCCUUAGUGAGUGCAAGGUGACCCCAGAAUCCGUGGGAAUAGCCAUCAACACUCUCCACUGGGACCGGAAGGAGCUUGUCGAUAUUUCGGAAACCGAGGUUGCAGUCGCCUACGGUUCCGGCCCGCUACUUGCGCUGCGCGAGUUCAAGUCCACCGAGGGCCCCGAAGCCACGGUGAAAGAGACCUCCAAGGGCGUUUUCGUCUUGGAGAACAAGCAACUUGUUGUCGAGGUCAAAGGCGGCUGCAUCGUGUCCCUGUACGACAAGGCAGCCAAGAGGGAGGUCAUUCCGAAGGGGGAGACGGCCAACCAGUUCGUCAUCUUCGACGACAAGCCCCUUUACUGGCAGGCAUGGGACGUCGAGGUGUACCAUCUCGACUCUCGCAAGGAGCUACCAUGCGGGCAGACGGAGAUCUCCGAAGACAAGGACCACCGCGUGAGCGUUGUCACGGAGAUCAAGAUCAGCGACAAGAGCUCGAUCAAGAGCACCAUCAGCCUGUCAGCCGCCAUCAAGGGCGAGCCGUCGUAUGUGGAAGUCUCGAGCGAGGUCGACUGGCACGAGACCAUGAAGUUCCUCAAGGUCGAGUUCCCCGUCGACAUCAGGAACACCGAGGCCGCCUACGAGACGCAGUUUGGCAUCGUUAAGCGGCCCACCCACUACAACACGACGUGGGACAUGGCCAAGUUUGAGGUGUGCUGCCACAAGUUCGCCGACCUCUCGGAGAACGGCUACGGGGUGUCGAUCCUCAACGACAGCAAGUACGGCUUCGCCACGACGGGCAACUUGAUGCGCCUGUCGCUCCUCCGCGCGCCCAAGGCCCCCGACGGCCACGCCGACAUGGGCAAGCAUCACAUCCGCUGGGCCGUGUUCCCGCACCAGGGCGGCCUCGGCCCGGCCACCGUGCGCAAGGCCUUUGAGUUCAACAACCCGCUGCGGGUGCUCUCCGCGCCGCAGGGCUCCGACACGGCCGGCGCGGCGCAGCUGUCGCUGUCGCCCGUCGUGCUCGAGGGGAACCCGUCGCUCGUCAUCGACACGGUCAAGCGCGGCGAGGACGACGACGACGUCAGCCGCGGCGAGCUGCCCGGCAGGCGCGGGGGCCGCAGCGUCAUCCUGCGCGUGUACGACAGCCUCGGCGGCAGGGCGAGGGGGACCGUCCGGACGGCGUGGGAGGUCAAGAGGGUGGCCAAGGUGAAUGCGCUCGAGGACGAGCUCGGGGACGUCGUUAUUGAGGACGGGAAGUUUGACAUUGAGCUGCGGCCGUUUGAGGUCGCGACGUAUAAGUUGGUGCUAUGA
Molecule: messenger RNA, 3243 nt
Organism: Phialemonium atrogriseum
Lineage: Eukaryota; Fungi; Ascomycota; Sordariomycetes; Cephalothecales; Cephalothecaceae
Product: glycoside hydrolase family 38 protein
Exons: 2
Coding region: 1-3243 (1080 amino acids)
Biological process (GO): oligosaccharide catabolic process; mannose metabolic process
Cellular component (GO): fungal-type vacuole membrane
Molecular function (GO): carbohydrate binding; alpha-mannosidase activity
Source: RefSeq, a predicted model, not a curated record